Zingiber officinale is the source of this 823-nucleotide messenger RNA. Its product is annotated as transcription initiation factor TFIID subunit 8-like. The record is from RefSeq and is a predicted model, not a curated record. The coding region runs from base 62 to 763 and encodes 233 amino acids. Gene Ontology annotation, molecular function: protein heterodimerization activity. The transcript has a single exon. Gene Ontology annotation, cellular component: transcription factor TFIID complex. Lineage: Eukaryota; Viridiplantae; Streptophyta; Magnoliopsida; Zingiberales; Zingiberaceae.
AUGCAGCAGGAAAUUGGAUCGCUGGUUUUGGAUUCAGCGGCAGUUCCUCCACCGGCGAUGAAUGGCGACCCCCAGACGGCGGAAGUUUAAGGCGGAGGAGCGGCCUCAACCAUCACCAACUGCCCCUUCUCUUUCUGCCUUCGACGCCGAUGUCUCCAAGGUCGCCGUCGCGCAGAUCUGCCUCUCCGCGGGAUACUCCGCGGCGGAGCCUUCCGCCCUCCGCGCGCUCUCCGACAUCUCCGCCCGAUACCUCCAGGCCCUCGGUUUCGCCGCCGCGUCCGUGGCGGCCGCUCACCGACGCACCGAGUCCAAUCUUCUCGACCUUGUGCGGGCGAUCGAGGAUCUCAGCGCCGCGACGGGCUUCCCGGGCGGCUCCGACCCGGCGGGGCAGCCGCUCCGUUCUGGGGCACUCAGGGAAUUAAAGGAGUUUGUGGGGUCAGUGGAGGAGAUUCCUUUUUCGAAGCCGAUUCCUCUGGAGGGGCAGGGGAAAGCGCACAGAGAGACGUGGAGGAGCUUCGCGGCGGCGGGCAGGGAGCCGCCCUUCCGGCACGUGCCGCGGUGGCUGCCGUGCUUCCCUGAAGAACCGGUGGAUGGGGGUAAGAAAGAGACGGAGAUAGAGAUCGCGAUAAGACCUUCGAUGGAGGAGGAAGAAGGGAAAACGGCGGUGGAGUUGCCGGCUGAGAGGGAAAAGGUUAGGUUUCGGCUAGGUGUUGGAAAAGGCAGCAGUGCACUAUGCGACGGAAAAGAUUUGAUGAGGGGUUAAAAGUAAAUUUCAAUUGAUAUGAGGGUGGAUAUAUUAUUAAUUAUUUUUUUGGAGAUGGAU